CAGUGAUCAGUGCUAAUAAAAAGCACUGACACUGUACUAAUGACACUGGGCAGGAAGGGGUUACCAUCUGGGGAGGUCAAAGGGUUAAUUGUGUGCUGUGUUGUGUUUUAAUAUGUAGACAAGUUGCUUUGUAUUGCUCUGAUGUGCAGAGCAAUACAAAGCAGCCUGUUCGUGCUGAAAGGGGACAGAUCUGUAUUGUUUACAUACAGACCUCUCCCCUGUCAGCUCUGCCGAAGAUUCAGCAUCUGGGACCCGGUGAUUGACAUGCCGAGGAGCCAAUAGCAGCGCAGGUAGGGAGCGUGCGCACACCCCCUACCGGGAAAUACAAAAU
Messenger RNA from Staurois parvus, 331 nucleotides. The record is from the annotation of a GenBank genome assembly. Lineage: Eukaryota; Metazoa; Chordata; Amphibia; Anura; Ranidae.